This is a messenger RNA of Toxorhynchites rutilus septentrionalis, 2455 nucleotides long. It is a transcript of the gene fl(2)d, whose product is annotated as pre-mRNA-splicing regulator female-lethal(2)D. The coding region runs from base 352 to 1839 and encodes 495 amino acids. The transcript has 5 exons. The record is from RefSeq and is a predicted model, not a curated record. Lineage: Eukaryota; Metazoa; Arthropoda; Insecta; Diptera; Culicidae. Gene Ontology annotation, biological process: regulation of alternative mRNA splicing, via spliceosome. Gene Ontology annotation, cellular component: nucleus.
AGAGACAACGCAGCGAAAAAAUCCCCUACUUCAAUCGUGAACUGAAAAUGGUAAAAGUGGCUUCAUCGUUGAGCCAACGGUGGUACUUUUUAUGCGAAAAUAAAGACAAUUGUGCGAACUAGUGAUCCGCAGCUUAUCGAAAGUGCAGUGCAAGAUUUUCAUAUUUGUUUGCAAACUGCCGAGUAAACAAAAAAGAACAGUUUAGUGAAAAAGUAGUGUAGUGUAUGCCUUUGCAAACAAACCAAGUGGAUAGUAGAAAAAGUUGUUCGAGAAUCUUCUCAUUCUACCAAAUAACAACACCGAUUUGGAGAAGAAAAUCAAUAGGCAGAGCACUGCUGCAGCGCGUAGGCAAUGCAGAGCACCGAGGAUAACUCGAAUCUAAUGGACACUGAUCACAAUACAACGUUGUCCGCGUCUUCGCCACAUCAGAUUAAUGCCGCUACGUCGGCCACCGUUGGAGCAGUUGCUGGUGUUUCCGGAACCAUCGUAGCAGGGUCUGGUCCUGUACCGACCGGCCGUACCAGCGAAUCGCUGGAGUAUCACUGCCGCAUGCUGGAAGAAGAAAUUCAAACCCUGAAAGAAUCGGAAUCCAAGCUUAAACAACAGUAUGUCGAAACUCAACGCCGCGAACGGAUCCUCGCACGACGGCUUGCCGUCAAGGAGCAGGAAAUGCAGGACUUUGCCAGUCAAAUCGCGGAGCUCAAAACCGCCCAGGCGCCCGGCCAAGCUGCCCUCCGAUCGGCUUUGCUCGAUCCUGCCGUUAACAUACUCUUUCAAAAGCUCAAAGCCGAACUCCAGCAGACGAAGGCCAAACUGGAGGAGACACAGAACGAGCUGUCGGCGUGGAAGUUUACGCCCGACUCGAACACGGGAAAACGAUUGAUGGCCAAGUGCCGUUUGCUGUAUCAGGAAAACGAGGAACUCGGCAAGAUGACCUCCAACGGGCGGCUGGCCAAGCUCGAGGGUGAACUAGCGCUGCAGAAAAGUUACAACGAGGAGGUGAAAAAGUCUCAGCUGGAACUGGACGACUUCCUGCAGGAAAUGGACGAGGAUGUCGAGGGUAUGCAGAGCACAAUCGUAUAUCUUCAGCAAGAGUUGAAGCACACUAAAGAGGAAAAGGAAGCCAUCGAGAAGGAAGUCCUGCUUUUGCGUUCGUACGCGAAUGGCGGCAGUGGUGAGGAUGGUUCAGCUAGGAUGGAAACGGACGCUGACCCCUCACCCGCUGUGGGUGGUGCAUCGGCUCUGUUUCUAGUGAACGGGAGUAACAAUAAGUUGAAGCAAAGUUCAAGUGAUCAGUCAGAAUCGUUGUUGGUUUAUCAAAAUCGGACGCACUGUGGUGGCAAUAAUAGCAAUUCCGAGUUGUUACAGUUACAGAACGGUGGUGAUGAGUUAGUUAAUGAACAAGAACAAACGAUUGGCGGUGGCAGCAACAAUAGCAGUAGACUUAGCGGUAGCAAUAACACAAGCACUGGUAGUAUCAAUAAGAAGGUAAACAACAGGACUGCUAAAACGAUUGGUGGCAAAAAGCGAAAUUACACUGAAGAACAGGACGACGAAGGGGCAGCUGCGGUGGCGGGGGGUGAAGAUGAAGAGGACAGUGGUCAUUAUGACGAUGGGCCCAACAAUGGUAAAAUGUUAGCCCCCGACAGUCUGGAACAUCAACAACACGACGAGGAACAAGUCAUCACCAGCAGCAACAAACGCAUGACGCGGUCAGGUAAAGGGAAAGCCAUCCCCAAAGUGAGUGUGAAGAAGCUGCGUAGAGCCUCGGUAAUAUCUGCGGAUCCUACGGAGGAUGACGACAUGGCCGAGGGCUACGCUGCAAAUGGCGCGAACUGAAAAUCCCACCUCGAACAAUUACCACCCACCACCCAUGGCACCUAGCAGUGCGCGGAGACACGUGAAACGACCAGAGAUUCCUUCAUUUCUCGGCUGGCGUUCUGUUUAUGUUCUAACAAAUGCAAGCCAUCCCAAAAGGGGGUGAAGCAGCAGAAGUGUGUGUGAGUAAAAGUAGAGGCACGAAUUUAAGAGAGAGCCAAUAAAACGUUUUAAAACAUUAAAGGAAAUCACUCAAGAAAACACAUUGAAAUUAGAACUGUAAUCUAAACUACAAUAAUAAUUAUUGUAUAUGUAAAGCAACACAAUUAGGGAGAAAACACAAUACCCGUGAGCGGACAAUCACUCCGCUUGUGAUCGGCUGACAAAAAGUAAGCGAAUCGCGUGAAAAUAACUCAGUAAACAAAAUAGUUAAUGCAUACAGAAUGAGCAACAAAACAAACGAACAUCGUAAACAAUACAGUGGAAGUUUUUUUUUCGUUUGUCCAACAACAUUUUAGACAGCUAAGGGACUGUAAUUUUAGUACUGUAAAUGAAACGAAUGAAAAAGCAACAACAAAAAAAAUCACAAAAACAAUGUGUAAUUUAAAUUAUUUCGAAAAAAAUAGAGUUAAAUUAU